Molecule: messenger RNA, 2321 nt
Organism: Owenia fusiformis
Lineage: Eukaryota; Metazoa; Annelida; Polychaeta; Sabellida; Oweniidae
Source: the annotation of a GenBank genome assembly
AAAGAUGCCCGGAUAUUAAAAUCUUGAAAUGGAAAAUAUUUCCUCACAAAAUGUCCAGUUUUCAGAUUCUUCAGUGUCGAAUAUAGCAAGACCAAGUACUUCGUAUGAUGCGGAUUCUAUCAACGAACAAAAUGUAGUCUAUGGCAAUCUAUUCCAGCGUCAUUUUGACAGCGAAAAUGGUGUUAUUUCUGCUGAUAAGGUUCGUCUGGCGCUGUAUGAGAUUGGUCUCUACCCAUCAAGAGCACAGGUUGAGGAGAUGCUCCAAUCAGCUGCCAAAUAUGGUCACCAUGACGACAGCUUCCUGACUCAGGCAGAGUUCACUUUUAUGGCAUCUGAACUCAAUGGUCUCUAUAGUAAAUGCCUUGGUCCACCUGUAGCACAGUGUAAAGUGACAAGUGACAAUGACCUCAUUCAAAAUCGCUACAAGAGAAGCAUGUCGGGGAUUAUCAAAGAACCCUUCCAAGUUUUCCUUGGGGGGUCCUGUAACCCGACCACGUGGCGUAGAGACGAUGCAAUACCCUACCUCAAACAACAUGGAGUCACGUAUUAUAAUCCGCAAGUUGAAAAGUGGCAUCCGGCUCUGAUAGAAAUAGAAGAUCAAGCGAAACUUCAGGCGCAUCUCCUCUUCUUUGUCAUAGACAACAAGACUCGGUCCACUGUGUCUAUGUUAGAAGCUGCAUAUUUAGCAGGUUGUGGGAAGCAGCUUAUUCUGGUCAUACGAUAUUGUACUGAAAACUGCGCAAUUUCUCAAACAGAAAAUAUUUCUGAAGAGGAGUUGGAAGAACUCUACCAAGUGAGGACUUGGCUACUGGAUGUUGUGGAAAGAACUGGAAUUCCUGUUUUCACUGAUCUCAAGCUAGCACUAGAGUGUGCGGUCAAGUGCAUUAAACAGGGUUUAUCAGUUCAACAACUGUCUACAGAACAUGGAGCUACUCCAGUGAAAAAUGGACACUUGCGUGUGGGCCACAGACUUGUUAAAAUCCAUGAUGCUUUCCAUUCAGUGAAUAAAGAAGAAACAAUAUCUCAAAAAGACUUAUGUCAUGCAUUUAGAGUGCUUCACGGUUGUGCAAUAACAAGAAAAUAUAUCAGGGAUAAAAAAAGAUGCAGCCACGGGUACAAAUUUGAUGAUUUCCUUGCAAUCGUCAAUGAAACGGACAAAAGAGAGAGGAUGAGUGCUCGGAACAGAAGCCCUCUUUACAAGGCCCUAUGCAGCAUUCAGAAACUGCCAAAACUCAUCAAAGGUUGGUUUAGUCGGAGCAGCAACUCAGUUGAGAAUAGCAGGGAUGUUAAACAUGUAUAUCUAGUCAGCAACUGGACUGAACACCAUUGGAAGGACAAUGUAGUCAUACCUACAUUCAUUGAGAACAGACUUACGUAUGUUGAUGCCUCGCAGCACGGCUGGGAUGAGACAGCUAGGCGACAGUGCCAACUACUCUUCUAUGUCGUUGCCAUGGAAACCAAAUCAAUUAUAACUAUGGUGCAGGCUGGCCAUGAUAUUGGGCAGGGAUACAACGUAGUGCUAGUCAUCGAACAAACAGAUAAUGAUAAGAAAGCGAAGAACUUCAGACAAUCUAUCCAUGCAGUGAAUGACCAUGAGAGAGCUUGUAUGUAUCUGGUAGACAUUGCCAAGAGAGAGAAUAUCCCUGUCUUUUCACGCCUCAAAGAUGCAGCAGACUUUACUGUGGAGCAACUGAAGGGAAACGUGCAGUGAUGAAAUCAUACGCCAUAUUUGGUCAUAUCCCAUUAUCACAUGACUGGGAACCAUUUUUCAUUUAAUCAUGCGAACAUCACACUUAUCAUCGAAAUGCUGCAGACAUUAUUGUUCAAUUUCUGAAUUGUACUGUGUGUUGAAAAAAUUUAGGAGCAUCAUUUUCUGCUCCAAGACAGACAAAUGGAACGAAAGUCACAAUGCCAGAUCUGGAUGAAUUUCAUGAAGUCUUUCCAGUUGUCAUAAUGAGAUGAACAUUUCUAGAUGGACACUAUCUGACCACCAUUAUAAUUCAGGCAUAAAACAUUGUUGUAUUAUUUUUUGAAGUCAGUAUUUUCUUCAAUGAUUUUACAAGAAAAACACCAGUUAAAAAGAAGUAUAUAAACAAAUAGAUGUUACUAAGAAAGUGUCAUUACAUGCACAACAGUAAAAAAAACACGAAAAAAAUGUAUGGGAAUCUAAGCAUUCUUUGUGUUUCUAAAUAUUGGGAUUGUAGUUUGAAAUAUCAUGCAGCAUUAUUAUGUCAUAACCACAAGUAGUUUCCAACUUUUUGUGGAUGGCGGUUGGUGUUUGGCGUAACAAAUGGCAUGUUGACAUUUGCAUAUUAAUGCCU